AUGGCCAUUACAACGCGUGCACAAGGUCAACCAUGUACACUUCAAUUUUUGCCUGCACUCCAAAUUAUAACAAUGCUCGAAAAUACUCAACCCGGAAAUCUUGUUGCACGCCUUCAAAUAACUGGCACCUCAUCGGAAAUCUCAACUCGACUUAUUUAUAACAGUUCUGAUGUAAAAACAAAUGGAACCGAUUAUUUUAUUCUAGAUUUUACAGAUCUUUAUUUACAAAGUCCUCUUGAUUAUGAAUGGUGGACAUCAAAUAAUUAUCCAAAUCCUUUCCGUUUUAUUGUUGAAUGUACAGUUUUAGCUGAUCAAUCCAUUCAUGAUAUUGAUUUUCAACUUGAUCUUAUUGAUGUAAAUGACAAUCCACCAAUAUUUUCACAAUCAAUCUAUUACAUAAGUCUUCUUGAAACAACACCCAUUAACACCAUUAUAUCAACAGCUAUUUCUGCACACGAUCCUGAUUCGGGCGUAGCCGGAACAUUUUCCUAUUAUUUACACAAUAAUUUAUCCUCAUAUAAUUCUUAUUUUCGAUUGAUAAGUCCAACCAAUGCAAGUCUUAUUUUAGUUCAACCACUGGAUUAUAAUACUAUGUUAUCAAACUUUAAUGUAACACUAGUUGCACAAGAUAAUGGCACUCCAUCACUUUCAUCCCAAGCAAUUAUUUCAAUACAUUUAAUUGAUGUUGAUAAUUUAGAUCCAAAAUUUAAUAUAUCAACAUCAUAUAAUGCUAAUAUUUCGAUUGAUACAGGAGUUGGAUCUGAAAUCAUACCAAAUGAAGGUAGACUUUACGCCUAUGAUCAAGACAUUGGAAUUAAUGCAACAAUUAUCUAUUCUCUGUUAACAUCAAAUAAUUAUAUAUCAAUCAAUAGAUAUACAGGCUUUUUAACUCUUUAUUCAAAAUUUCAGUCUAUAACACAAUUUGAUUUAUUAAUUAAAGCUGAACAAGACAAUAAUCCUAAUAGAUCAGUAACAACUGUGUUACAUAUUAAUAUUUAUGAAUUAAAUCUAUAUGCAUCAAGAUUUCUUGCACUACCUUAUACAAUGAUUGGUUAUACAACGAAUAAUAUGGAUCAAAUACCAACAUUUAAUGGAACUGUUGAUGAUAUGGACACGAAUCCAAGAUUGACUUAUGGUUAUUCAUGUAAUUCAUCAUUAAUUAAUUUAGAUAUAAUCAAAACUAGUCCUCGUCAAUUUCGAAUUCAACCAAAUAAUUUUUUAAAUCUUCCGAAAUGCCAUCCUUGCAUAUGUUCUCUUAAGGUAUCGGAUGGACGAUAUUCCGAUGAAACAAAUCUAAAUGUUUAUCAUUAUACACCGAUAUCAUUUUUAAUGAAUUCUUAUCUAUUCUCAGUUGAUUAUCCUCUUAAUGAUCCAUCCAUAAUUAUUGGUAGUAUAUCGACUAUUAAAGAUGAUCGUUGUCAAGUGCAAUAUUUUAUACUAGAUCAACACAAUUCCUUAUUUUCCAUUUCUUCAACAGGUAAUUUGACAUGGUUGAAUACAUCAAAUCCACCAACACAAGAAGCGUAUCAACUUCAAAUUGUUGUGCAACAAAUAUGUUCAUCAUUAAUAAUGAAUAUUUCAACAGAUAUUAUUAUUACAAUUCGUAAUUUUCCAUCCCAUAUAAUAGCAUCAUCUAGAAAUACAUCUCAAACGGAUAAUAGUACAACCUAUGCUAUCAUAGCAAGUGUUAGUGCAUUUAUUCUUAUUAUAAUUGCAAUAUUAUUUAUUAUUAUUUAUUAUAAUAUUCAACGUGCUAAACAUCGUGUUCCACCAUUUUUUAAAGCUCGACAAAAUUCAGCAGCUCAUGGCUUAUCAUUUUUUAAAUCCAAAAGUCCAAUAAAUGAAUCGUCACCAUAUACAUUAGGUGUACGUGAUGAUGAUUCAUCACAUAGUAGUGAUCAAACAACGUCAUCACCAGUUAAUAAUCGUCUUCUAUCUGGACAUUACAAAGUUAGUGAACCACCAAUAAGUACAACAAUUGAAGAAUUGCUAUCAACAUAUGAUAAUCGAUCAACAAGUAGUUCAUCAAGUUCAUCAGGUAUAUGUGAUCAACCGGUAUCGCCAAAUAUCGGUUCAUUUCGUACAACUAUUCGUGAAGCAAAUGAUCAUCAAACGUUGGAUACAAUAAAUGAAGAUAUGCAAUGGGUUAACAAACAACAGCAUGAACAAAACCAAAAACGACGUUUACAUGGUUUAAAAAAUCAAAUAAUAUCUGAAGAUUCAAUGGAUAUUAUAUCAGAAUCUCAUGAGGUACAAGAUAAAUUUAACAAAAACACUAACGCUUGUUUUGCUUGCUUUAAUUCUAAUCAUUCUAUUAAUCAUGUGUGUUCUCAUUGUUAUUUAUUAUUAUCGAGCACGUCAACUCACUUAUUAUUAUCUUCCUCUUCUUCCUCCUCCUCCUCAGGUUCGACAACCACUGUUGAUGCUUGUCGACAACAAACAACAACAGCAACAACAGUUGAAUCAUCAAUCAGUGGUGCUGGAAUUGACAUUGGACCAUCAACGUCAACAUUAUCACAUCAGCAAUCCCAUGCAACAAACGUUCACAGUCGACAUUUAAACGAGUAUUUGACAGUGUUUGUAUAA
Messenger RNA from Rotaria socialis, 2586 nucleotides. The record is from the annotation of a GenBank genome assembly. NCBI's taxonomy places the organism in Eukaryota, Metazoa, Rotifera, Eurotatoria, Philodinida, Philodinidae.